Molecule: messenger RNA, 1086 nt
Organism: Fibroporia radiculosa
Lineage: Eukaryota; Fungi; Basidiomycota; Agaricomycetes; Polyporales; Fibroporiaceae
Exons: 5
Coding region: 1-1086 (361 amino acids)
Source: RefSeq, a predicted model, not a curated record
AUGGCUGCCGAGCAUGUCGCCGCUCAGCCAAAGUCUGAGAAGAAAGUGAAAAAAUCCCAAGGAAAAGCGCACACAAAUAUGGACGGUGUCGACACGAUCGCUGAGUCUACGAACACGGAGAAAGAGAAGAGAAAAAGAAAGGCGAAGGUUCAACCACCCCUCGAAAAUGACACUGUUGAGGGUUCUCCCGUUUCAGCUGAGCCAAUAAAUUCUUCGUUCCAUGCCGUAACGGAGAAGAAGAAAAAGUCUCAGAGGCAGGAGAACGGUGGCGAUGAGAGGACGGUCGAGCUAGAACCAGCCCCGAUGACAGAGGGUGCGCAAGGCGAGAAGCGGAAGAAAAAAAAGCAGAAGAAGCGCGAAGCAGAAGCGCAGGAUGAAAUUGAGGUAGCAGGGGAAGGGGUGACUCCAGAAGACCAUGGCAAUGAAGCUUCCCCCGAGAAUCCUAACGGAGACAACAAAACGCAUAAGAAGAAACGAGUACAUAAGGAGGGUGGGCUUUCUGGAGUACAGGAACAAGGUCAGACGCAGGGGGAGCAAACCAAGCAAGAAAAGCGUAAGAGGCGGAAGCGGGUCCUCGACGACUCCAAUACUCAGAUGGGAGACGCUGCAAAGGAGCCGGAAAAGAAGAAAUCAAAGCGGCGGAAGCCAAAUACUCAUGACCCAAACGAGGACGAGUCCCUCAGCGAGCAAGCUCGCAAAGCACUUGGCUAUGCAUAUACCCAGUUUGAGGAUCCAACAGGCUGGAAAUUCAACAAGGCGCGCCAGAAUUGGAUCGUUCGCAAUCUAUGGUCCGUGCAGGCGAUUCCUGAGAUUCAUUUCUCACUGGUGGCGAAAUAUAUAGCAAAUAUGCAGGGCGGAGCACGAGAUUCUCUGGUCAAGGUUUGCAAGGAUGCGGUCAGCAGUCUAAUACCAGACAAGACAACAUUGGGCAAUGACAAAUCAGACUCUACUACCACAUCACCUCUAGCUACUGAGUCAUCCCAGCUGAGCAGCAAUGAUUGGGCAGACUGUUUAUCGAAGCAAACAUCUAUGCUUGAGGUCAGACUUAGUAUUCACUCAUCGAAUGAACAAGAUUAUGAUACGUAA